Prunus armeniaca (apricot) is the source of this 201-nucleotide messenger RNA. The record is from the annotation of a GenBank genome assembly. Lineage: Eukaryota; Viridiplantae; Streptophyta; Magnoliopsida; Rosales; Rosaceae.
AUGGGUGUUAGCGACUCCGAUUUUGAUGAUCGUAUACGAUUGACCAGGCCUUCGCCGCAGGCGGGUGCAAACCGUCGGGUAUCAUGUACGGCUGCCCGCGAGAGCCUUGACAAAAUCAAAGUAUGUUUGAUAAGGCGUUGGUUCGGUCGGUCGAGGUCGCUCUUCGCGAAAAAGAACGUACGGUACGGACAUUUAGCGUAG